Molecule: messenger RNA, 1630 nt
Organism: Portunus trituberculatus (swimming crab)
Lineage: Eukaryota; Metazoa; Arthropoda; Malacostraca; Decapoda; Portunidae
Exons: 3
Coding region: 125-1516 (463 amino acids)
Source: RefSeq, a predicted model, not a curated record
CACACACACACACACACACACACACACACACACACACACACACACACACACACACACACACACACACACACACACGUUUCCUCCAGUCUGUUUCAAGACAGCGUUGCGGUUAAUACACUACACCAUGACCAGUAACCUUUACACCAUCACCACCACCACCACCAUCACAACGAUCACCAACGACACCUGGCAACAUGGCCAGGAGGAAGAGAACUUAGAGAAGGCGCAGAUCAGGCAGUUAAUGGUGGUGAGCUACUGGAUACUAGUGCCCAUGUUGCUGGUGGUGGGCGCGACCUUGUCAGGCAUUGGCCUCUACCUCCUCCACAGACCACGAAUGCAAGGUUUACCAAUCACCACGUACAUGAAGCUGCUGCUAAGCCUGGACGCAGGAGUGAUGGUGGUCAGCGUCACUACCAUCCUGACACUCAACGGAUGUUACAUACAUUCCUAUGCCAUGGCAGUUUUCACCCACUUCUUCUUCACGGUGUACUACACGUUGCAGACCUUCUGUCACUACGUCAUCGUGUGGGUGUGCUACAACCGCUUCCUGGCACUGUGGUGCUUCCGCCGCUUCCAACAAUCUCAAAAGGCGCGGGUCAUUAGACUUCGCAUAAUCUUCACCGCCGUGUUAUGUGUUUUGGUGAACUUAAGACACUUGUUGGACGUGCAGGUGGUUUGUGUGGAUAAUGCCGGAGAAGUGGAGGUUGCCGCUAACUACGCAGAGGGCUGCGAGGGGGGCGCCUGGGUUAUUCUGGACAGUCUGCACCAGAGUGAGAUGACAGAGCUGUGGCAGACGGCAGUGUGGAUUGUGCGCGGCAUCCUGGUGAUCGUGAUGCCCGUGUUCCUAGUGCUGGUGUUCAACAUGUUCAUCGUAAUCGGUCUGAUGCGCCGCCGCCUGCACAAUACCGCCUCCACUAGCCGCACGCGGGACCAGGCUUACUCCAGCAUUUAUAUAUCGUUGGCUAUCUCCUUCACGUCCCUCAUUUCUGCCAUGCCUACUGUGGUUCACGCACUCUUCUUCGCCAAAAACAUAAAGUACUGCCAAGGGCCUUUCAACGAGGAGGUGUUCCGAGCGAUUGCCAUCUUCCUCCUGCUGGGGGAGCACCUGACACAUAUUCUCUUCCUAGCUAUCAACCAGACAUUCCGAAAUGAACUGAAGACGCUGCUUCAGGCUGUUAAAAGAUCCAUCUCCACAUCUCUCAACUGCAUGACUCAGACCGCCACUCCUUCACACCAAACGCGCCCCUUCACGGUCACUACGCACGUCAAUAUGAAUGGAAGUCCACAAGUCCCCAACCUGGUGGUAUCUGCACCGGAGAAAAUGCCGGACGGAGGGCCGCUUGUAGAGAUUGCAGUUCCUACACAAGCCUCGCUGAGUGCCUUCAUCAAGAACGCAGGACUACGAGUAAGUGAACAAGACCCACUGAGGGAGACCAACAUUAAUAAAAAUGAAACACAGCACUCAGCCAGAACCUCCGUCAUGUCAGUCAUGUCCCUGGAGAAAGAGCGCAUAUAAAACACACACACACACACACACACACACACACACACACACACACACACACACACACACACACACACACACGGUAGCUCAGUGGUUAGAGCGCUGGCUUCACAAGCCAGAGGACCG